Molecule: messenger RNA, 1971 nt
Organism: Durusdinium trenchii
Lineage: Eukaryota; Dinophyceae; Suessiales; Symbiodiniaceae
Source: the annotation of a GenBank genome assembly
AUGUCCCUUCAGGAGCCAGUUUGUGAGGAUAUUGAGGAAACAGGUGAGGACCUAGAAGAGAGUGAGGUUGAAAUUGAAGAGGAAGAGGAAGAGGAAAAUGAGGAUCCAGAAACUCAGGAAGCAGCAGACACUCAAGAAGAUAGUGAGGACAAAGUGGAAUUGGCGGAGGUGGAGGAGGAAACAAAAGUGCGUCCCGUGUCACCUGAUUCCCAACCGCUUUUUGACUACGAGGAUUCCCAGGUACUUGAAUCCCAGCUAUCUGAAACCGUGCCAUCCCAGAAUGCAUUGGUGGAGGAUGAAGUCAUUGAAAUUGAUGAAACUCCUUCUCCUGAACCGCUUUGUGAUGAGAAGAUCCCAGAGAAAAAUGCUAGCGAAGAAGAAGAGACCAAACAAGAGAAGGGGUGGAAAGAGGCUAGGAUCGAUGCGCUAAAGGAGCAAAUUGCUAAAUUGAAAAAAGCAUGGACGGCAAAGCAAGCCCGAGAUUCCCUCAAACACGAACAAGCCUCUGACAAGACCGCCUUGGCUUAUGCUGAAGACGAUUUUGAUACCCAAUUCGACCCCAUGAUCGAGGAGCUCGCGAAUCGAUAUCAAGCAAUGAUGAACAUCGAAGAGAUACCAUCGGCCCCAACAGUUCUGCGACGUCAGCAGCUUGCUCUCAAGACAGAUGACCCUGAAGAAGAAAAAGGAACUGAGAAGAAUGGGAAGGCUGAGGAGGGAAAGGAUGGUGGCAGGGGUAGGGGCAGAGGCAAAGGCAAAGGAAGAGGCAAAGGGAAGAAAACACGCAAAGCAAGUGAAGGAAAGAGCAACAAGGAAAGUGCAAAUGAGGAGGAUGACGAGGAUCAUGAUAUGAAGAACAAGUCCCGAACAGGAAAAAGGAAAACAUCGCAGCUUGAAGGUGAAAGCUGUGGUGGUGGUGAAGGCGGGGAAGAGAUGCCUGAAAAGAACCAUGGACAAGUUCAGGCCGAUGCUACCAAGCAUGAAGAUACGAUCGAUGAGGAGGCAAGCAAGGAUGAUAUGAAGAAUGUGAAGGGCAUCGUUUGUGACAAGACAGAGGCAAAGGCAGAGAAAGCGCCUGUCACCUUGGAGGACAACAAAAAGGAUGAGGCCGGAGGUGCUGCGGCAAAAGCACAAAGCAUGAACAAGAGGGCGCGGAAGUCCAAAAAGGAAGAAACUAAUGAAGACAAGGAGGUGGAAGUGGCUUCGAGUGAAAGGCCCAAAGAUGUGAAGAUGAAUGGAAAGGCAGCCUCGAUUGAGAGCACAAAGGUGGAGGAAACAAAGGAGCCUGAGAAGCCAACGAAGAGACCUGAGGAUGUGCAUGAAAAAAAGGCGGAAGAAGAGAAAUCCAAGACUCCCGCUGUUGAAGAGGUGGGUUUGGGCAAGACAGGUUCUGGAGGUGAAACUACAAAUGAAGCUGCACCGGAAGGGGACACAAGAAAGCGAAAAGCAAGAAAGCCAAACAAGCCAGAAAAUGGACAGGAGACGAAAACAAGGAGAAACAAUAAAGCAAACAAGGAAGAGAUUAAGGAUGGAAAUGAUGAUGAGCCAAAGGUGGCAACGGGUGGGCGGGAGGACAUUGAAGAUGAAGGAAUGGAGUCACAGCCAAAAGCAACCAAGCCCAAGGGCGGAAAAAACAAAAACCUGUCAAAGGAAGCGGAAAGUGGAGGCUCUGCUCAGCCACUUGCAGAAAGGAAGUUGAGGAAAAGACUAAGACAAGCAAGCAGCAAGGAGGGUCCUGAAGAACAGGAGAAGAUGAAAGCAAGUGGGAACAAUGAAGCCGAUGAUGACGCAGAAAUCCCUGAAGUAAAGCCUAAAAGGCAGCGUUCAGCGGUUGCGGCAACCUUUGCUCGAAGAGCAUGCCCAAAAAGCGUGAAUGGCAAGAUGAAGUGGGAAGCCCUGAGGAGGGCAUUCGAGACCUACAUCAAACCCGAGCUCAAAGCCUACAGUGCCCACGAGGACUCUUGGGGUUGCUGA